AUGCCACGCCCCAACGUCCCCCUCGAAGCUCAUAAGCAAGAGAUCAUUGAUCUUUAUAAAGCUGGUAACUCAGCUGAAACUAUUAGUCUUACUCUACAAAACCAUGGUAUCAACGUCACUGCCCGCACCAUUCAAACUCGUCUACGAGAAUGGAAUGCAAUUACACCUGCCUCAACCCUUCCUCAACGCCAGCAUCUUGAAAGACUUGUUUCUAGUCUUUUCCGGUUUUUGAACACUAAGGAGAUUCUCCAUGUGCUUCAAGAGCAAGAUAUACCCUGUUCAACACGUACACUCUGUAGGAUACGGCAGCGACUUGGCAUUAAGCUUCGUACUAAUGACCCUGAAGAACGUGAGCGACAAAAAGAAGAGAGUAAGGCAUUACUAUAA
Molecule: messenger RNA, 387 nt
Organism: Penicillium taxi
Lineage: Eukaryota; Fungi; Ascomycota; Eurotiomycetes; Eurotiales; Aspergillaceae
Product: Clr5 domain-containing protein
Exons: 1
Coding region: 1-387 (128 amino acids)
Source: RefSeq, a predicted model, not a curated record